AUGCCUCGCAAAAAUCAUUAUAGGAAAACUCAAAAUAAAUUUAACAUGAUGCUUCGUUCAGAUAAAAAAAAUAUUAAUGAAAUAAAACAUACAGUUAAAAAAUUAAUUAAAGAAUGUAGAGCUUUCUUAUUACGCCAAUUGUAUAACAAGAAAAUCUCCCCAAAUAAUUAUGAAUUGGAAAACACUAAGCUUAAUGAAUUGGAGACUCAAGUUGAAUCACUAAUUUCCAAAGCUACACAAUUAGAAAAUGGUAAAAUUUUGUAUCAAACUGAAAACAAUGAACUUAAAGAAGAAUUACAACGCAUUGCUAACAGAUAUGAAGAUAACAAAACGAAGCUAGAAAGAUAUUAUAAUGUUAUUCAAAAAACUUAUUCUGUAUUACAGGAAACUUGUGCAAUUCAAAAUUUAUAUUAUAACUUUCCUGAUCCAAAUUCAUUACUAGAUAUUAGGCAAUUAGCAGAUCUCUGUAAAGAAAUUAAAGAAAUUUGUGAAGGACGUGAAGAUGUUGUAAGUGGUCCGAAUAUUCCAAUAUACAAUUCGUUUGAAGAUGCUUUAAAUGCUUCUGAGCCAAAAAUAGUUGAAAUAGUUGAAGAAAAUGGAGAAGAUAGAGAACAAACGUUUCCAUCUUUAGCUCGUGCACCCCAUUUUUAUGAGAAUCCCAAAGAUGUAAACGAUCAAGAAUUUGAUAUUUCUAAAUUUUCCUUUUAA
Messenger RNA from Racocetra fulgida, 708 nucleotides. The record is from the annotation of a GenBank genome assembly. Lineage: Eukaryota; Fungi; Glomeromycota; Glomeromycetes; Diversisporales; Gigasporaceae.